ACCCGCGCUUCAGUGUGAAUGAGCACGAUCCUCGUCCUGCCACAGGCUUGCGUUCUUGAGGAAUUCGUCAUCAAUGAAAGUGAAGGCAGACUAAACAGGAGAGCGAAAACGCGAGAAUGCCGGCAGGUCAGAGGAGAAAGACGAUGAUACAGUUUCCAUGAGCUAGAAACUUGCACCAGGAAAUGCUAUGGAUAUCCUCAGCGCUGUAGAUUUCUCCUUCACAUAGCAUUUUGAGUGGACCACUUCAACGUUCCUGAACUUCCAAACUCUUCUUCCUGUAAGUGGCUGUCAGCGGCCAUGAGUGGAAGGAGCUCAGAUUGAUACAGGGUGACAGGAAAAGACAUCAGAAGAUGGGGGCACCUGGUGGGCCAGUUCUGGCCGGGUUUGGCUCUACGACAUCCUCCCUGGACCUCGUUGGCUGGAUGGUCUGGCCUGGGAAUACCACCGUGAGCCUGAACCAGAGCCUCUUCGCAACUGACUACAGCUUUAAUAUCUCCUCCUCUUCUUCAUUCUCUCCUCAAGGGGUUGAAAAGGAGUCAAUGAAGGAGAAGAACUGGCCAGCUCUGCUGAUUCUUGUGAUUAUCUUUCUGACGAUAGGAGGAAAUAUUUUGGUUAUUUUGGCCGUGUCGCUGGAGAAGAAGCUGCAAAACGCAACCAACUUUUUCCUGCGAUCGCUUGCAGUGGCGGACAUGCUGGUCGGCAUCUUGGUCAUGCCUAUCUCGCUCAUUAACAUCCUGUAUGAUUAUGCCUGGCCAUUGCCUAGCGCUCUUUGUCCUAUUUGGAUAUAUCUGGACGUGCUUUUCUCCACUGCUUCCAUCAUGCACCUGUGUGCCAUUUCCCUUGACCGCUACGUGGCCAUACGCAAUCCAAUCGAGCACAGUCGGUUCAACUCCCGUACCAAGGCAAUGAUGAAGAUUGCUGCAGUUUGGACUAUUUCAAUAGGUAUCUCGAUGCCUAUCCCAGUGAUCGGACUCCAUAACAGAGAAAAGGUCUUGAAAAACGGCAACUGUGCUCUGAAUGAGGAACACUUCAUAUUGGUUGGCUCUUUUGUUGCCUUCUUCAUUCCUCUGGUCAUCAUGGUGGUCACGUAUUGUCUCACCGUCCAAGCGCUUCAGCGUCAGGCCUCAGUCUUCCUCUACGAGGGCAAAGCCUCUUCUCAACAGCCUUUGCAACCUCCAGCUCCACCUACUUCCCAGUUGGCUCCACCGCCGGCAUCCCGCCGCAGCAGCCUGAACUGUCUACGGAUCAGCACCAGCGAUGGAAACAUGCUGGGUCUGACCGUGCCCCUAGACACCAUCUCAAUAAUCCCAAGUUCAGAAGCCCCAUCUCAAAUGAAUUCUCCCGCUGGACGGGACCCAGCCGGAACCCAUGGGCGACGAGGCAUGAUGCAGGCCAUCAAGAACGAGCGGCGAGCAUCCAAAGUGUUGGGUGUAGUGUUCUUCCUUUUCCUCGUCAUGUGGUGUCCCUUUUUCAUCACUAACGUUCUGUAUGUCCUCUGCCAUAAAGCCUGUAAUGAGCCUGUGCUUACAGAACUGCUCAAUGUUUUCGUUUGGGUGGGCUAUAUCUCAUCAGGGGUCAAUCCUUUAGUGUACACUUUGUUUAACAAGACCUACCGAAGGGCAUUUUCAAGUUACAUGCACUGCCAGUAUAGACAGGUGGGUCUCAAACCCAUCGCUAUAAACACUCCUUGUCCAUCCCAUGCGGUAGUCACACCCAUCCUGAUCUGCGAGAAAGUUUCCAUUGACCGGAACAGUAAUUGCCGCAAUGGGGACGGCAAUGGAAUCCGAAAUCUGGAGCCCCACGACAUGGACACUGACCCCGGACUGGAGCUGAAACCUGGAAUAUCAGAGCUGUCUAUCAGCAGCAGUCACAGCCACAUAGAACACACCAGCACUGUCUGAAAACUAGUUUUUAGUGUGACACGGAAAACAGGAACGAGCUACAUGUGAUGUUUAGGAGAUGACAAAUGUCUACGCAACCUCAGCUGUAUCAUAGCAUAGAAUGUAUGCUGAGUCAGCUACAGAAACAAUAAUCUGACCAAGGUCAGAAAUGGGAGAGGGAAUGUAAAGUGUGUGUUUGUGUUAACAGGUUCAGAUUUUUGAAUGCCAUUAAGUCCUGCAUGAGCACCCAGUCUCUUACUAAAGCAGCAUAAGAGACUGCAGUUCACGCAAAUAUUCGACAGAUAGAGUCAUAGCAUCCUCUUGUGGUCAGUUGAAUAAUUACAACAAAAAAUGUGAAGCCAAAAAAAGUUAUCGUGUCAUCCAAGCUAGUUGCAUUACAAUAUGGAUGAAGCUAUGCUGUCUUAAUACACUUGCAAGUCAGAUCAUUGUCUGUGUAACUUGUAAACAUCUCUAAUAUGAUAUGAUGAAUCCUUUGAGUUGCAGUAAUCCAGUAACACAGAGGUUGUAUCUUAUUUGCUGAAGGAAAGUACUGCAGAACAAUUGUUUUCUUCAAACUACUUCUUACAGUGACCUAGAAAACUGGACCAAAAAGAACAAUGGUGUGAAGGUCAUACUUAACAUAAAGCUUAUUCUAAGACAUAACAAACAUGGUUUGAGUUUUGGUCUAAGUCCAAACUGCUUCUCAAGGAUUUUUUUUCAACAGGUAUUGAAGGAAUCAACCUCUAGCUCUGGGGAACAUGCUCUCCUGUGAAUGUAAGGUUGGGAAUAAGGUGAUGAUGACAGAGUGAGAGAAGAAACAAAACUGCACAACAGACAAGAGUACUGAAACAAUUAACUUAAUAUGGACAAACUGUCCAUGGCAAAAAAAAUUUGGUCUGUAAGACCAAAAAAUUUUCAUUUGAAGAUGUCUAGGAACCUAUUAUGUAUAAAGCUGUAAAUUCUUGCUGUUUUCUGUGUAGACUCUAGAAUUUCUCCUGUAUCACCUUCCCCUGUUCAAAGUCCCAUUUUUAUACCAUAUAGCCUGUGAAUGUUUUACCAAAUCCCUUUUUUGUUACAAGAACAAACAAACAAGCCAUCAUCCUCACAGUGGUAUAAUUUUGUGAAGCUGCUAUUUAUUUAAUAAAAGACAAUUAUCAU
This is a messenger RNA of Carassius gibelio (silver crucian carp), 3038 nucleotides long. It is a transcript of the gene htr2cl1, whose product is annotated as 5-hydroxytryptamine (serotonin) receptor 2C, G protein-coupled-like 1. Gene Ontology annotation, molecular function: G protein-coupled serotonin receptor activity; neurotransmitter receptor activity. Lineage: Eukaryota; Metazoa; Chordata; Actinopteri; Cypriniformes; Cyprinidae. Gene Ontology annotation, biological process: chemical synaptic transmission; G protein-coupled receptor signaling pathway, coupled to cyclic nucleotide second messenger. The record is from RefSeq and is a predicted model, not a curated record. The coding region runs from base 351 to 1901 and encodes 516 amino acids. The transcript is spliced from 4 exons. Gene Ontology annotation, cellular component: dendrite; plasma membrane.